Molecule: messenger RNA, 1525 nt
Organism: Ectocarpus sp. CCAP 1310/34
Lineage: Eukaryota; Phaeophyceae; Ectocarpales; Ectocarpaceae
Source: the annotation of a GenBank genome assembly
GAGAGAGAGAAAGACAGAGAGAUAGCGCGUUCCCACGACGACGAUGUUACCGCGAAGGCUUGCGGGUGGCUGCCUCAGAUUGGGAGGCAUCGGCGCUCGCUACACGGAACAGCGCCUGUCCUCGUUUCGAACGGAUAGUCUCGCCAACGAGAGAUUUUCCACCCAGACUACAUCCGCCGUCGCAGCAGCGAGAAGCGGCCAUGGAGAAGGGUACGCGAAUCAUCGCAGGACCCAUGCCAUGGAGGGGAACUCGAGCGUCCCCGCCGGAGGGAGAAAUAUCACGAGCACAGCGAGAGAGGAGCUGAUGAUGAGCGCCACCGAGAGAGCGGUGGCGGCGAAUCUCUUCUUCAGCUUCGGGACGGUGGGCGAAGACGGGGAGGUCACGCUGCAGCCUCACGACCUCAGCAGAAUGCUGCAGUCCAUGGGCGUGGUCGUGUCCGAGGACAAGCUCAGCCAGAUGGUCUCUAGGGCCGACAAAGACGCUACGGGGUGCAUCUCGGAGGACGAUUUCCUGGAGGCCUUCGACUGGCUCAUGUCCCAGGGGCAGGACGAGCGAGAUUACAUGGCCAUCUUCAACAUGUUGGAUAAGGACCAGAACGGUUACGUUGACGUCGACGAGCUGACCAACCUGCACUCGACGACAAAGGAGAGGCUCACCGUGGUAGAGGCGAAGAAGAUUCUAGAGGUGGCGGACACGAACGGAGAUGGGAGGAUGAAUUACGAGGAGUUUUUGAAGCUCAUGACGGAGCACACGAUCUUGGGGUGGAAGCUCCUGACGACCUUCCGCGUGAUCUUCGUUAUGGGCGGGCCGGCCUCCGGCAAGGGAACCAUCUGCGCGGAGGUGGUGAAGCGGGCCAACGCCGUCCACGUCAGCUCCGGCGACCUCCUGAGGGACGAGGUUCAGCGGCAAACUCCUCUUGGUCUGCAGGUGGCGGAGAGGAUGAAGGAGGGCCGCCUCGUCGAUGCCAGUACUGUUUUGGCGCUCCUGGAGAAGUUCUUGACGCGUCACCCCGGCAAGCAUGUGCUGCUGGACGGAUUCCCUCGCUCUUUGGACAACGCCAGGGAUUGGGCGAGGCUCUUCGGCCCUCCAGAGGCGUGCAUCAGGAUUAAUUGCCCCGACGAGGUGAUGGCAAGCCGUAUCGUGGAGAGGGGUAAGGGGUCGGGGAGAGCGGACGAUCACGCGGAGGCGGCCCAAGUGCGAAUAGACACCUACCACCAGCAGAGCUCCGGGCCGUCGCGCUACUUCGAAUCGAUCGGGCUGAAGUUCGUCGACCUUGACGGCACCCUCUCGGUGAAGGAGAACACCCAGUACCUCCUGAACCUGCCGAUGCUCAGCUCGAUCUGCUACCGGCACGUCCACGAGGCUCGCUCCAAGCCCAACGCGCCGCCGUCGGAGAAGCCGGAGAGGUCGUUUGACCCGGCCGUGAGAGAGUCGGGGGCCCCGCAGGUGGGUGUGGGGUCACCGAUACCCCCCACCCCGGCGCCCGCCGCCGCCGCCGCCGCCGCACCCGGGCCAAGCAUGUAG